AUGAUUAAGACAAAGGUACUAACAAGAACAAUCUUUUAUUUUUUAUUAGUCCGUGGUUAUGAUCCAUUAACUCCUCCAGACCUUUUACAACAUGAAUACCCAUUGACACCCGAAUCACAGAAAAUUAUAGUUGAAGGUAGAAAUGCUGCUUGUGAUAUUUUGAACGGCAAGGACGAUAGGUUGAUUAUUGUUAUUGGACCUUGUUCGAUCCAUGAUCCUCAAGCUGCCUUGGAUUACUGUGAAAAAUUAUAUCAAGCAUCUGAAAAGCACAAGGGUGAAUUAUUGAUUGUUAUGAGAGCAUAUUUGGAAAAACCAAGAACGACAGUUGGUUGGAAAGGUUUAAUUAACGACCCAGAUAUCGAUGGUACUUUCCAUAUAAAUAAGGGGUUGAGAAUUGCGAGAAAGUUGUUUGUUCAAUUAACCUCAAAAUUACCAAUUGCUGGUGAAAUGUUGGAUACAAUCUCACCACAAUUCUUGUCUGACUUAUUCUCAGUUGGAGCUAUUGGUGCAAGAACAACCGAAUCACAAUUGCACAGAGAGUUGGCAUCGGGGUUAUCAUUCCCAGUUGGGUUCAAAAACGGUACCGAUGGUACUUUGGGUGUUGCUAUUGACGCUUUGAGAGCUGCUUCUCAUCCACAUCAUUUCCUUUCAGUCACAAAACCUGGUGUUGUCGCAAUUGUUGGAACUGAUGGUAACCAAGACUGUUUUGUUAUAUUAAGAGGUGGUAAAAAGGGAACCAACUAUGAUGCAAAAUCCGUACAAGAGACACAACAAGAAUUAAUCAAAUCAAAAGUUGUUACUGAAAGUAAGCCUGGUCCAAGAAUUAUGGUUGACUGCUCCCAUGGUAAUUCUAACAAAGACCAUAGAAACCAACCGAAAGUUGCCCAAGUAGUUGCUGAACAGAUAGCUGGUGGUGAUAAAACCAUAUGUGGAUUAAUGAUUGAAAGUAAUAUAAAUGAUGGAAGACAAGAUGUACCACCAAAAGAACAAGGUGGUAAAGAUGCUUUGAAAUAUGGUGUUUCCAUCACAGAUGCUUGUAUCGGUUGGGAAACCACCGAGGAAGUGUUGGAUAUGUUGGCUAACGCAGUCAAAACCAGAAGAUCUUUAUAA
Molecule: messenger RNA, 1110 nt
Organism: Candida dubliniensis CD36
Lineage: Eukaryota; Fungi; Ascomycota; Pichiomycetes; Serinales; Debaryomycetaceae
Gene: ARO3
Product: 3-deoxy-7-phosphoheptulonate synthase
Exons: 1
Coding region: 1-1110 (369 amino acids)
Biological process (GO): aromatic amino acid biosynthetic process
Cellular component (GO): cytoplasm
Molecular function (GO): 3-deoxy-7-phosphoheptulonate synthase activity
Source: RefSeq, a predicted model, not a curated record